GGAAGAGAAGCAGCAGCAGCAGCAGACGAGCAGCUCCGGACAAACACCCCGCGGGACCUCCGUGCGUUUACUGCUCUUCUCAGGAAGCAUGUCAUGACCCAUGCUCGGAAAAACGCUUCCAUUGGCCAGUAUCGAGGCGAGGGGCGGGGCCACGUAGAGCGCUGGUCACAUGGUGAAACUGUGGGCGGAGCCUGGCCUGUGCAUUCAUUGCGAGAAGGCAAGGCCAAGAAAGACAUGGCGAAGAAAGUCAAGUCCAGCGCUUGGGAGAGUCAGUGUUUGGCAAAACAUUCAAUGAAAAUGAAUGAAACUAAGACCAAGAAAGGAAAGUGCAAUACUACGAGUGAGUGCCAUCGGAAGCUCUACCCGUUACGAGGAAGAAGCGAGGCCAAGAGUUGCCACGUUCUGCUCACUCGCCUUGAUGAUGACACCAAGGUGUGCGAGGUGGAUCCUAAUAGAGUUUCAGGGCACAAAAAGAAACCAAAACCCUACAAGAAAGCAGAAAACAGCAGGGAGUCAUUGCAGGAGCGCCUCAAAACCAAACCGGAGGCCACCAUUGAUAAACCUUCAGCUCAGGAGCCACGGAAACGUAGACUAGCCUCGCUCAAUGCCGAGGCGCUCAACAGUCUUCUGCUCGAGAAAACCGACGGGCCGCCAGGUGCCAAACUCGCUAGGAAACAAGGCGGUGGUUCGUCCACUACAGAGCAAACAAAGACCGGCUCGAAAAGAGCCGAAAAGACGUGCCAAAAGCCCAAGCGGAUGAAAAAGGCCUCGACCGAUAAGACGCAUGACACUUUGAGUUUGUACGCUCCCACUCCCAGACGCUUGGCUGGACUCAACGCCGCCGCGCUGCUGAAGCUCACCAGCUCAACCGCCGCAAACAAGCACAGGAUCAAAACGGACCGUAAGACCGUCUGCAAACCCCAAGCGCAGAAGUCCGGGAAACACAACUGGACGCAGCCUGAACUGGAAGGAGCCUGCGAAGUGUGCAAAAGCAGGAGCUUCGAGUCAAAGCCGACUCCGGAAAGCCACCGCUUGGCUGAAGCAGGAUACCAGAGCAUGCUGGGAUAUCGUCCCGUGAAGCUAGUAAAGGAGGAGCCGGUGGAAGCAGAGCUGAGUCCGUACUUCUGCUGUCCGCCGGAGGGUUCGGUGGGGUAUUGCCACCGGCUGGCGCUCUUCCUCGGGCGGCAGGCGUAUGGCGAGGGCGAGGAGCAGCCGGUGGUCAAGCACGAGUGCCUGGUUCCGGCGCAUCCGGCCCUGACGCUCAGCGCUCAUCCCUGCCUGUGUGUGGAUCCCUGCUGCUCCAGCUACUACGUCCACAUCGCUCAUCCGGGGACGGCGAGUCUGAGCGCUCGGAUGCUGCCCUGCACGCACUCCGGGUCCCAGCUGCUGGCCUCCUCAGGUGUCCCACACCCUGCCUUCUGCGGGUCAGUCAGGUCACCCUGCUGCGGCGAGGCCUGUCGGGUCAGCGGAUACGCCUUCAGCGCCGUGCAGAGCAGGACCUGCUCGUUUUCCACCAACUGCUCCAGCUGCAGCCAUCCAAUCAAAACAGAAGAGGAGCACAGUCGCACGCUCCUCAUUCCCCCGGCCCUGCCGCGCUCCGGAUGUCCCAGCAUGCCCCGAGUGACCCCGCGCCUUCUGUCCACGAUGUCCGAGGCAGAAGUCAGGCUUAAGGUGGGCAAAGAAUGCCCUCAGAACACCAAGCCAUCCAAUGGCUCGCUCACUAUGGGCCACAGCAGAUCAUCCCAGAAACACCCCACAGCAAGUGCCAAGCAUCAGAAGAAGGCGAGCCACCGGCAGGCCACGAACGGAUGGCGUCCGGUCGGAGUCCCCAUGGAGAAGGAGGUGUUUAUUGCGGGCGAUGACGAGACGGUUCUCCGUCAGAGUUAUGAAGGAGUGGAGCGCGACGGAGAGGUGAUCAGGGUACGAGACACUGUGCUCGUACGAUCCGGACCCCGCAAGAAAUCCCUGCCAUACGUGGCCAAGAUCUCAGCUCUGUGGGAAGACCCCAGAACAGGAGAGCUGAUGAUGAGUCUGUUUUGGUACUAUCGGCCUGAGCACACGCAGGGCGGCAGAGAUCCCAGCAUGCACUGCGAGAACGAGAUCUUCGCCUCCCGUCAUCAGGAUGAGAACAGCGUGGCCUGCAUCGAGGAGCGAUGCUACGUCCUGCCGCUAGCACAGUACUGUAGAUUUUGUGCCUUGGUGAAGCGCCGCUCGGAGGGCAUGUCCGACCACGCCCUGAUGGUGCCACGCCCCUCCGACAGUGCUGACCACGCCCACCGCCAGGUGCCACACCCCUCUGACGGCACUGGCCCCACCCACCGCCCGGUGCCACGCCCCUCCGACGGCACUGGCCCCGCCCACCACCUGGUGCCCGAUGGCAUCGACCCGCAGCUGGUGUACCUGUGCCGACACGUCUACGACUUCCGCUACGGCCGCAUCCUCAAGAACCUGCAGUGAGACUGUGAUCUGUGCGGUCCAGUGGAAGCGGAGCGGUUCUGGUCAGCAUUCAGGCCCGUUAGAUGGUGAUGAUGGAAGGACACGACCAGAACGAGUCUCCGGUCUUAAUCCACGAUUAAUCUGCCUUCUUCAUUUCUCCUUCAGAGACUCAUUCCAAUCUCUCUCUGUUCAUCCGCUCGCUGAAGGUUCGGUGGUUCUGUUCAACUCCUGGUCAAGCACACUGGACUGUCACACUGCUGAGGGAUGAUGGGAGAAUCUCUGAAGGAUCCACAACACUGAUGCUUUCAUAAAACAUCUCCAUUAGUCGAGACCAAGACUAGACCACAGACCCAGACUAAAGGUCUGUUCACGCCAAUAAUGAAAUAACGAUAACUAUAAUCACUUUAAUUUCAUGAGAAUAACGAGUUCCACCACAACUAUAACGGCACAGAUUAAGGAUAUUGUCAAAAUGAUAAAGAAUAAAAACAUUCAGAUAGCUCAAGCAUUUAAAGCGACGGACAAAACUUUAAAU
Sinocyclocheilus rhinocerous is the source of this 2968-nucleotide messenger RNA. RefSeq names its product bromo adjacent homology domain-containing 1 protein-like. Gene Ontology annotation, cellular component: chromatin silencing complex. Gene Ontology annotation, molecular function: transcription cis-regulatory region binding; chromatin binding. NCBI's taxonomy places the organism in Eukaryota, Metazoa, Chordata, Actinopteri, Cypriniformes, Cyprinidae. Bases 94 to 2457 code for a protein of 787 amino acids. The transcript is spliced from 7 exons. Gene Ontology annotation, biological process: heterochromatin formation; negative regulation of DNA-templated transcription. The record is from RefSeq and is a predicted model, not a curated record.